UAUAUAUAUAUAUAACUCAUUGUGCCAUACUUAUCCGGUCUUCUUUUUACAGUGGAAAUGAGAGAUGCAUUGCCUGCUCAUUUUCUGACAAAGAUUGAAUCUUUCUCGUUACUGCUUGAAUACGGCAUUGAUAAAUACGAAACAAGAGAAUUCGAAGCCGGAGGUCUUAAAUGGAGACUUAUAAUCUACCCCGACGGCGAUGAGUAUGAAAAUAAAGAAAAAGGCCAUCAUAUUUCUGUAUACUUGGCCUUGUCUGACAUUAGUUCUUUGUCUGCGGAUUGGGAGUUUAAUGUUGUCUUCACCAUAUUUCUUUAUAAUCAAAUUUUAGACAAAUAUCACUGUUUUAGAGGUAACUAGUUUAUCCCUUACGUUGUUCCUUAUAUAAUUUUACCCAUGAAAAAACAAUUAGUUUGAGUGUAAAAUUCAUUUUCAUCCCUAAGGUUCGCACUCAAUUUUGAAUUAGUCCAUAAAGUUUUAUUUAACUUCAAUUUUGUCCUCCAACCCUUAUUUUAGCGCCAAAUCUCAUGGAAAUUCAGAUACUCCAAGACUAACUUUACUCUUCACCAACAAUUUCUGUAAGACGGCAAACCAAUCCCUAUAGAACAUUAUUUUUAUGUAUUUUUUUUUUAUGGUUUUUUGUGAUGAACGCAUAGUAUUUUUUUUUUAUUGGAUAUAGUAUACUGGUUAUUUAAAUCAAGACGCCAAUAAAUUAAUGAUGAAUCAUGGUUAUAAUAUGUUGCUUGAAAUAAAAAAAAAAU
Molecule: messenger RNA, 758 nt
Organism: Erythranthe guttata (spotted monkey flower)
Lineage: Eukaryota; Viridiplantae; Streptophyta; Magnoliopsida; Lamiales; Phrymaceae
Source: RefSeq, a predicted model, not a curated record